This is a messenger RNA of Dioscorea cayenensis subsp. rotundata (Guinea yam), 1479 nucleotides long. Its product is annotated as 1-aminocyclopropane-1-carboxylate oxidase homolog 1-like. The record is from RefSeq and is a predicted model, not a curated record. The coding region runs from base 134 to 1198 and encodes 354 amino acids. Lineage: Eukaryota; Viridiplantae; Streptophyta; Magnoliopsida; Dioscoreales; Dioscoreaceae. The transcript is spliced from 3 exons.
AGGGAUCACAAAGUCAAUAAAAAACACAAGGGGUGACCAGAAACAUUAUCUUUAAAACUCCACAAGUUCAUCUUGCCAAAAACACUCUAGCAGCUAAGCAAGCUCCACCAUUGCAGACAUUACUCACUUAUCCAUGUCGACCUCCAGCUAUGAUCGAGCAAGUGAGAUCAAGGCUUUUGAUGAGACAAAAGCCGGAGUCAAAGGCCUUGUCGAUGCCGGUAUCACCAAAGUUCCCCGCUUCUUCAUUCAUCCGACUGAAACAAUGUCCAAUUCUACUACUGAGUUGAAGAUUCCAGUUAUUGAUAUGAAAAACAUCAAUACGAGAAAAAAAGAAAUAGUCGAGAAGGUAAAAGAGGCUUCGGAGACAAUCGGUUUUUUCCAAGUGGCUAACCAUGGAGUGCCCAACAAGGUGAUGGAUGAGAUGCUCGAUGCAAUAAAGAGGUUCAUAGAGGAUGAUGAGGAGGUGAAGAAAAAUUACUACACUAGAGAUCACAAACGAAACGUGGUCUUCAAUUGCAACUUCCAUCUUUACAGUUCCCCGGCAGCGAAUUGGCGUGAUACUUUAAUUCUUCGUAUGGCUCCUGAUCCUCCUGAAAAGGAAGAGGUACCGCAUGCUUUCCGGGAAAUAGCAUUUGAGUAUUCAUUUCACAUGAAAAAUUUGGGCAAGGUUCUAUUUGAGCUGAUAUCAGAAGCUCUUGGACUGAAGCCUGAUCACUUGAAAGAGAUGGAAUGUUCUCAGGGAAUUGGUGUUGCUUGCCAUUACUACCCACCCUGUCCAGAGCCCCACCUUGCACUUGGAACCAGUAAACACUCUGAUCCGGGCUUCCUUACUAUUCUUUUGCAAGAUAAAUCAAUAGGCGGCUUGCAAAUACUUCAUAAGAAUAAAUGGGUUGAUGUUCCUCCCUCUCCUGGAUGCCUGAUCAUCAACAUAGCUGAUCUCUUGCAGCUGAUCUCAAAUGACAAGUUGAAGAGUGUUGAGCAUAGAGUGCUUGCAAGCAAAGAAGGGCCAAGGCUUUCGGUGGCAUGCUUUUUUCUUAACCAUUAUAGUCCUUCAUCAAGGGUUUAUGGUCCUAUCAUGGAGUUACUUGCUAAUGGAAGUGCACCUGUCUAUAGAGAAGUUGUCAUAGAUGAGUUCAACAAACAUUACAAUUCUAAAGGCCUUGAUGGGAAGUCUGCACUUGAUCAUUUCAAGCUAUAAAACUUUGUUAUUUAGUUGUUAUUGCAUUUCUUUCGACGAUAGUUAUUCCAAGAAAUUUACUCUUGUAUGUUUAGUGAAGUGGUUAGUUUGAGUUUGAACAAUUUGUGAGAAAGAGCUUAUAUUUGAACAAUGACAAAUAAGAAAUGAGGACCAUGCAUGAAGCUAGCCACUAAAUUAGAUCUUCUUCAGGGUAAUGUUACUUUUUGGACCUCAUGCCCCUGUCUAGGGGCUAUGUCUCUUUCAUUUUUUAUAUUCAAUUUACAUUGUGUGUCCCAUUUUGU